Molecule: messenger RNA, 2134 nt
Organism: Falco peregrinus (peregrine falcon)
Lineage: Eukaryota; Metazoa; Chordata; Aves; Falconiformes; Falconidae
Gene: CTNNBIP1
Product: catenin beta interacting protein 1
Exons: 5
Coding region: 310-555 (81 amino acids)
Biological process (GO): negative regulation of Wnt signaling pathway
Cellular component (GO): cytosol; nucleus; beta-catenin destruction complex
Molecular function (GO): beta-catenin binding
Source: RefSeq, a predicted model, not a curated record
UGCCCGCGGGCCGCCGCUGCCCUGGGCGCCGGGACCGCGCGUCCCUCCCCCGGCGCCGCCCAGGCACCGCCCUCCCCCCGCCCCAGGCUGCCGCGGUGAGUCACGGCGGAGGAGGCGGCCGCUCGGCUCGGCUCGGCUCGACUCGCCCGCCCGCGCCGCAGGACCGCCGGGGCCGGCGCGGCCCCGCAGGCAGGGCAGUUUCCUCAUACAUUUUUUCCAGCCAGGGUCAUUAAUUGGAACUGAACACCUGGGUUAUCUGAUCUUCUGUGGUUUUUAGAAGCAGGAAAUCCAGGAGCUGGCAGGAGGGGAAUGAACCGUGAGGGCGUCCCCGGAAAGAGUCCGGAGGAGAUGUAUAUUCAGCAGAAAGUGCGAGUCCUACUCAUGCUGAGGAAGAUGGGAUCAAAUCUGACUGCUAGUGAAGAGGAGUUCUUGCGCACAUAUGCAGGUGUAGUGAAUAGCCAGCUUAGCCAGCUUCCUCAACACUCAAUUGAUCAGGGUGCUGAGGAUGUCGUGAUGGCAUUUUCCAGAUCAGAGACAGAAGACAGAAGACAGUAGCUACAGGAUACGUGAACAACACAGAACUGGAGAGGACAGUGAGAUUCCUGAAGAUAACAGAGGAGGAUGGCUGAGCGUUAAUGUUUCUUUGCCCACCCUAAUUGUUCCUUGGUAUUCCUUCUCCUUUGUAAUUUUGUUUCCCAUUGCCCAACCCUCAGAAUGCAUCUCACAGCCAUCUGUUCCUGUAAGCUUUUGCUGCUCAGCUGGGCUGUGUUAAUUAAGGACAAACCUAAAGGUGUAGUUGUGAUUGGCUUGAAGGGACAGGCUGUGAUUGGCUAAAGGAAGACGAUUUUUUCAAACUUGACCAAUGAAAAUCUUUUACCUUGCAUUUUAUUGUAUAUUUUACGGAAAGUCUCUUGACAUCCUACUUCUAAAGCAGCUUUUCAUGCUGUGGUGCUUAUUUAGGUCAAACUUGUGAAUUUGAGGAGGGUUUGAUUUGGCUGCCUAGAAUUGGAAGCAACUUGUGGUUGGAUGGCGAUGCGAAUGCUUUCUCUUCAGUUGGCUUGCAGGUAUUUUGCUGACUUCAGCGUUUUCACUGCAGAAAGCUGAUGUUUUGGUGCAUUGGUUAUUUCUUUAUACUUACUGACUUGGGGGAAAAGACAAAUGUGCUUUGCAAUAUUUAUUACACCUACACACCUAUAAAUGCUUGCUUUGGGGGGUUUGGUUUGGUUUUUUUGAUUGGCUUUGAAACCAUGUUCUUGAUUUCCUGUUGGCUGCAGUGUUUCUGAUGCAAUCAGUUUUUCCAUGCUCAUCUGCUCUGUGGCCUCAAGCUCUUUCGGGAGCAUGUGUCGAAAGCAUAUUUAGUUCAAUAAGUCUACCUGUUUAAGCUGGAACACGGAGAUCACCAGCCGCUCUGUGCUACUGCAUGGGCUGUACCAUGAACUCCUGGUGGACCUGGCUGUUCAGGUGGCUUCUCUCUUUGCUUCUGACAGAGGAGCUGUAGAUGUUUUGCAGGAAUUGCAAGAAUGAGGUCUAUGGCUGUGACAUGAAUUUGCCAAAUUUGUAUAGAGAAUAUGUGAACUUGUUUAAAAUACUACAUAUGGUUCCACUUUAACCCUUUAAUUGCUGCACAAGACUAGCUCUCACGUAAGGAAAAAAUAACGGUCAUUAACUUAAAUCCAACUUGCACUGGGCUUUAAUAAACUUAAGUUUCUAGUCACUUGAAAAACUGGAUGUAGUUUGGCUCCUUGCAGCUGUUUGGUGAUAUGGAAAUUGUCUGGAUCCUAAGGUAAUACCAUGUUCUUUAGGCACUGCUCCAAGAGGCAGUGGUGCUGUGUUAAGCUGUCCAGUAGUGAGUGUACAGGUAACGCUCAGGUUAACGCUCCUAGUUGCAGGGCCUUAAAACACACACGCGCCAUUUACAAACUGAAAAACCUGCAGUGAAAUUCCCGAAGUGCACUGACUGUUCAGGAAUCUGCACAUAAAAUUUCUCGCACUGCUGCCUAAAACCUAGGACUUCAUUUUCUCUCAUAUGUGCAGGUAAUUUCUACAGUACUUCUAAGAUAUUUUUUUUUCUUGUGGGUUGCACUGACUUUAAGAUGUUUGCAAAACUCUAUUAAAAUGAAACUCCAUUCACCUG